AUGGGGAUUUUUGUGUUCUAUUUUGGUGUUUUGGUGUUGAUAACAAACCACUUUUCCCACACCUCUUCCACAUCACUCUUUAAUCUCACCACUGAUCAAUACGCUCUCACUGUCUUAAAAAACUCCAUUGUUUCCGAUCCUAAUGCUAUCUUGCAUAAAAAUUGGUCAAUUCACACUCCCAUCUGUGGAUGGAUUGGUGUCUCUUGUGCCACCAAACACCAUAGGGUUACUGCCCUAUACCUCUCGAGUUUCGAGCUCCAAGGCACCAUCCCUCCACAUCUCGGAAACUUGUCGUUUCUUCGGGUGUUAGACAUGAGCUCCAACAGUUUCACGGGAGUCUUGCCACCUGAGCUGUCUAAGUUGCGCUGUUUAGAAGAGAUAAACGUCGCAGCUAACAACAUCACCGGAGAGAUACCAUCGUGGUUCGGAGCCUUAUCCCAACUCCGACACAUGGACUUGUCGGACAACGGAUUCUCAGGCAGAAUCCCUUCUUCUUUAUUCAAUAUUUCGAGGCUUCAGAAUCUGAAUUUGAGCUUCAAUAUUCUGGAUGGAAACAUCCCAGAGGAGAUUGGUGGGCUUUCUCUCCUGGAAAGUGUUAGUUUACGAAGCAAUGAGUUGGAGGGAUCCAUACCAUAUGCUGUCUUCAACAUUUCUUCGUUGAUGUCAGUCAAUUUUGGAUAUAAUGUGCUAUCAGGAAAGCUCCCAAACAACAUAUGCAGUAAUGUUUCAAGGUUAAGAGAAUUCACUGUCCUUAGGAACCAACUUGAUGGGGAAAUUCCAAGAAACAUAGGCAAAUGCAAAGAGCUUGAGCUCCUGCAAUUGCAAGUCAAUAAAUUCAGCGGAGAAAUCCCGAGUGAAAUUGGAAGUUUGACGAUGCUCACGGGUUUGUACCUAUGGAGAAAUCAAUUCAAAGGUAGAAUACCAAAGCAAGUUGGGAACCUCACUUCUCUAACAGCGUUGUACCUUGAGUCUAAUCACUUGACAGGUGAAUUGCCAGAAGAGCUUUCUAAUUUGGCAUCCCUGCGUUUCCUUAUUUUGGGAAAUAAUUCUUUAUCCGGAGCUAUCCCACAUGUCAUCUUCAAUAUAUCAACCUUGCAAGUUGUAGACCUUUCUUGGAACAAGUUUUCUAGUACUCUUCCUUCAAAUAUGGGGCUGUUACUUCCCAAUCUCACAUACCUCGGUUUACAUAGAAAUAAAUUCAGCGGCCCCAUUCCUACCUCUAUCAACAACGCUUCUCAGCUUGAAGAAAUAAUCUUGCAAGUGAAUUCAUUCACUGGCUUAAUUCCCAGUUUUCCUGGUUUAAGGCUCUUAACCAAGUUUUUCAUCAACAUCAACAACUUGAGAGCAACCCAAGAUAUGGAAUUUCUCUCUUCAUUAACUAAUUCCAAGUAUCUAGAGGAUAUUGACAUAUCAAAUAACACACUACUGGGUUGUGUUCUACCUACUUCCAUUGGGAAUCUAUCUCAAUCUCUCGAGAUUUUCUCGGCGCAAGAUUUAAAUAUCAGAGGUGCCAUUCCUUCUCAAAUAGGAAAUUUAACCAAUUUGAUAUUUUUACAUAUAAAUGGCAAUCAGUUGAGCGGGUCAAUUCCUACAACAAUAGGAAAUUUGAAGAAACUUGGGGGAUUAUCCCUUGCUCAUAAUCAGUUGCAAGGGUCUAUCCCCCUCGAUCUUUGUCAGAUGAGUAGUUUGGCCGAGUUAAACCUGAUCAACAACAUGCUCGAAGGUCCAAUACCAAAAUGUUUGGGUGUAAUGCAAUCACUUAGAGUGAUUAAACUUGCCUCAAACAAGUUGAAUUCCACCAUCCCUUCCAAUUUCUGGAAUCUCAAAGACCUCGUCUUUCUUAACUUGUCCUCAAACUAUUUGAGCGGUCAGAUCUCACCUCAAAUUCGAAAUUUGAAGGUAAUCAACCAAAUAGAUUUCUCCUCUAAUCUAUUUUCCGGCGAUAUUCCCAACUCAAUCGAUGGUUGCCAAUCAGUGGAAUACGUAAAUUUGUCGAACAAUAACUUUGGAGGAUCUAUGCCUCAAUCGCUGGGAAAUAUGAAAGGCUUGACAGCAUUGGAUUUAUCCAAUAACAGUUUUACUGGAGUGAUACCUAAAUCUUUACAAGAUCUCAAAUUCUUGGAGUAUUUCAAUGUGUCUUACAACAGAUUGGAAGGGGAAAUUCCAAAUGGGAGCUGUUUUUCCAACUUUACUGCUCUGUCAUUUGUGAAAAACUCAGCUCUUUGCGGUCCAGCAAGAUUUGAAGUACCACCUUGUCCAAAAGUUGAUCAAGGAUCAAACUCAAAGAAUGUAGCUCCACUAAUGAAGUACAUUUUGCCUCCUCUCAUUUUAGCUAUGGUUGUUGUGAUAAUUGUAGUUAUUCUCAUGAGACGAAGGAGGGUUAUAAAAGUGAGAAUUCCAAUUUCUACUUGGUUAGGCAAUCCUUGGAGAAUAAUAUCAUACAUCCAACUAUCGCGAGCGACAGAUUCCUUUAGUGAAACGAAUCUACUUGGGAGAGGAAGCUUUGGUUCGGUGUUUAGAGGGGUAUUGGAUGAUGGGCUGAAUUUUGCAGUGAAAGUGUUCAAUACAGAGUUGGAAGGAGGUAACAAGAGCUUCGAAUCUGAAAGUAGAAUACUAAGCACAAUUCGACACAGGAAUUUAGUUCGAGUUAUCGGUUGCUGUACAAACAUGGAAUUCAAAGCCUUGAUUCUUGAAAUUAUGCUAAAUGGAAGCUUGGAGAAAUGGUUAUACUCUGAUAACUAUUGCGUAGAUUGUCAACAGUUGUUGAAUAUCUCAAUUGAUGUUGCGUUAGCUCUAGAGUACCUUCAUCACGGUAAUACUUCCCUCAUUGUGCAUUGCGAUAUAAAGCCAAGCAAUGUGUUGCUCGAUGAAGAUAUGAAUGCUCGUGUUGCUGAUUUUGGUAUUGCAAAGCUCUUUGAUGAAGGAGAGGCCGUGAUCCACACUAAAACACUAGCUACAAUCGGCUAUGCAGCACCAGAGUACGGAUCAGAAGGAAAAGUAUCCACAAGUGCUGAUGUAUAUAGUUUUGGGAUAAUGCUGUUGGAGAUGUUUACAAGAAAGAAGCCGACAGAUGAUAUGUUUGAUGGGGAAAUGAGCUUUAAAGAGUGGGUGAGUGAAGCAUUACAAGCCAAUGACAUCAAUCAAGUAUUAGCCCCUGUUUUGCUUCCAGAACAAGAUCGAAAUUUCGAUAUGAAGAUGAGCUGGAUGACAUCAGUGUUUGAAUUAGCAAUGAAAUGUUUGGCCAUUUCACCCGACGAAAGAAUCAACAUGAUUGAAGCGGCAGCCACUCUAAAGAAGAUCAAAGCAAAAGUUGAAACAAGAGUGACGAGAAGGAGCCAAUAACAUACAAUUACCAUUACUUGAGAUGAGGAUUCUGUUACUAAUGGUUGAUGGUAGUCAUUUCUUUUUUUAGUUGUUAUUUGUACAUGAGUCGAGCGUGUAAUAAGCUCCUUCAUGGGUUUUUCUUUGUUUGGUUCUUUUCCCAUGUCGUAGUCUUUGAACCAAAUCGGGAGUCUAUACAAAGGGAUGUAUCUUGCAAAAG
Messenger RNA from Salvia hispanica, 3541 nucleotides. The record is from RefSeq and is a predicted model, not a curated record. NCBI's taxonomy places the organism in Eukaryota, Viridiplantae, Streptophyta, Magnoliopsida, Lamiales, Lamiaceae.